CUGCCGGCCCGGCCCGGCCCGACCCGAGCGGACCCGGCGCGGCUCGGCCGCGGAAGGAGAACGCGAAGGAGGAGGAAAAGGAGGAGGGAAAGCAAAAGGAGGCGGCCGCUCUCCCUCCCUCCCUCCUUCCUUCCCUCCCUCCCUCCCUCCCUCUCCGGCGGGACAAAGGGCUGCGGCUCGCAGGAGCCAUGGGCCGGUAGGAGCAUCCCGGAGGGACGCGGCGCUGGACAUGGAGCCGGCGGCGCGGGCGAGCGGGGACAUCCUGAGGCGGAACCCGCAGCAGGACUACGAGCUGAUCCAGCGGGUCGGGAGCGGCACCUACGGCGACGUGUACAAGGCUAGAAAUCUUCACACAGGAGAACUGGCUGCUGUAAAAAUAAUCAAGUUAGAGCCUGGAGACGACUUUUCACUGAUCCAGCAAGAAAUAUAUAUGGUCAAGGAGUGCAAGCAUUGCAACAUAGUCGCCUAUUUCGGGAGCUAUCUCAGCCGGGAGAAGCUGUGGAUAUGCAUGGAAUACUGCGGUGGGGGAUCCCUCCAGGACAUUUACCACGUGACAGGACCUCUGUCAGAGUUACAAAUUGCAUAUGUGUGCAGAGAAACUUUACAGGGUCUUGCUUAUUUGCAUAUGAAGGGCAAAAUGCACAGGGACAUCAAGGGUGCAAAUAUUCUCCUGACAGACCACGGGGAUGUCAAAUUAGCUGACUUCGGGGUAGCAGCAAAAAUAACAGCCACCAUUGCGAAGAGGAAAUCCUUCAUUGGCACCCCUUACUGGAUGGCCCCCGAGGUGGCGGCGGUGGAGAAGAACGGCGGCUACAACCAGCUGUGCGACAUCUGGGCCGUGGGGAUAACGGCCAUCGAGCUGGCUGAGCUCCAGCCCCCCAUGUUUGACCUGCACCCCAUGAGGGCUCUGUUUUUAAUGUCAAAAAGUAAUUUUCAACCGCCAAAGCUAAAGGAAAAAGCAAAAUGGUCGGCAACAUUCCAUAAUUUUGUCAAAAUAGCCCUUACAAAAAAUCCAAAGAAGAGGCCAACAGCAGACAGACUCCUCUCUCACAGCUUUGUGGGGCAGCCUGGCCUCUCCAGGUCUUUGGCAGUUGAGCUGCUGGACAAAGUCAACAACCCCGACAACCACACGCACUACGGCGAAGUCGACGACGACGAUUUUGAGCCUCACUCCGUUAUCCGCCACACCAUCCGCUCCACCAACAGGAACAUCAGGGCAGAGAGAACAGCGUCAGAGAUAAACUUUGACAAGCUGCAGUUUGAGCCCCCUCUUCGGAAAGAAACAGAAGCUCGGGAUGAAAUGGUUGUGGCAGCUGGCAGUGACUUUGCUUCACACUGGAACCCUUUUGUUGAUGGUGGAAGCAGCAAGGGACUGCUCACAAAAUUUGGCGAUGGGAGUGAAGAUGCUGAAGAGUCGACACUAAAGCGAGCGGGGCCUCCACCGCUGCCUCCCAAGCCGAGAAUAAACAGUUAUCCCGAGGAACACCUCCCGGAUGAUGAGAGAUGCCAGACAAUAAAACACUUCCCAGACUCCCAGAACAGAGCCCCAGCAGCCCACAGGAGACAGAGCAUCCCAGUUUGUGGCCCCCAGGCUGAUUCCAGCCCCAUUGGAAUGACCAGCAGCAUCAGCAGCCCCGGCUUGCUCACAGCCAGAUACAGCGACCUGGGCAACGGGAACGGGAUGCUGAAACUCAUCGAGGAAAACGCGGAAGGACCCGGACAAAUCCCUCAGCUCCCACGGAAAAAGGAGAAAAGAGAUUUCCCUAAACCAGCCAUCAACGGUUUGCCUCCGACUCCGAAGGUGCUGAUGGGAGCAUGUUUUUCCAAAGUCUUCGAUGGUUGUCCUUUGAAGAUCAAUUGUGCAACAUCCUGGAUACAUCCAGACACUAAAGACCAGUACAUCAUCUUUGGCACAGAAGAAGGGAUCUAUACUUUGAAUUUGAAUGAACUCCACGAGGCAACAAUGGAACAGUUAUUUCCCCGAAAAUGCACCUGGCUGUACGUUAUCAACAACACCCUGAUGUCCUUGUCAGAAGGGAAAACCUUCCAGCUCUACUCCCAUAAUUUAAUAGCUUUGUUUGAACAAGCCAAAAAAACGGGAUUAGCUGCUCAUAUUCAAACCCACAGAUUUCCUGACAAAAUAUUGCCCAGGAAAUUUGCCCUAACGACCAAGAUCCCUGACACGAAAGGAUGCCACAAAUGCUGUAUAGUACGAAAUCCAUACACAGGCCAUAAGUACCUUUGUGGGGCAUUGCAGUCUGGAAUUGUUCUGCUCCAGUGGUAUGAGCCCAUGCAGAAAUUCAUGUUAAUAAAGCACUUUGAUUUCCCCCUGCCAAGCCCCCUGAACGUGUUUGAGAUGCUGGUGAUCCCGGAGCAGGAGUACCCCAUGGUGUGUGUGGCCAUCAGCAAGGGCUCCGAGCCCAACCAGGUGGUGCAGUUCGAGACAAUCAACCUCAACUCGGCGUCCUCCUGGUUCACAGAGAUCGGGGCAGGCAAUCAGCAGUUGGAUGCCAUUCACGUGACACAGCUGGAAAGGGACACUGUCCUGGUCUGCCUGGACAAAUUUGUGAAAAUAGUGAAUUUACAAGGGAAACUGAAGUCAAGCAAGAAAUUGGCCUCAGAGCUGAGCUUUGAUUUCUGCAUCGAGUCCGUGGUGUGCCUUCAGGACAGCGUGCUGGCCUUCUGGAAACACGGCAUGCAGGGCAAGAGCUUUAAGUCAGAUGAAGUGACCCAGGAGAUAUCGGAUGAAACGAGGGUUUUCCGCUUGCUGGGGUCAGACAGAGUGGUGGUGUUGGAGAGCAGGCCCACGGAGAACCCUCAGGCUCACAGCAACCUCUACAUCCUGGCUGGGCACGAGAACAGUUACUGAGCAAGGCCCCCCCCCGACGCAAAUAACGGAGGGAAUUUGCCCUGGGAGGAACCAAAGGAGCAUCAGGGAACUGGAAGGGGCCGUUUCUUUCCUUGCCACCGGAGCUGUGCUGGUUUUUAGGGUGGAAAUCAAUCCAUUUUUUGCAGCUGGGAACAGCUGGUUCUGUCUCUUGCCACUGUGUGGUUGGUUAUAUGGAGUUUGCUUAAUAAAAGCUGAGAUAAAGAGCCCUUUACUCGUUAGUUGUAGGGAAACAGAGCCUUGAAAUGUGUUAUGCAGUAAAGGUGCCAUAAACUGUUAAAUAUUUUUCUUCCCUUGGAUUUUCCUGUUAGUCCUGUAGAUAUAGAUCUAGUGCUGGCUGUUGCCCCUGUUUUAUACUGAGUCUUAUUCUUAAUAAAACAAAGAUUUGUGUAGGAAGUGGAAGUAUCUGCAAAGCUUUUCGGUUUGAAGUCUGCCAUUGGGUAUGGCUUUGUAUAAUAGACUAUUUAAUCCUUAUUUAUUAAUCUGCUGCUAGGAUGAGGGGUAAUGUCUCUAACUUUUAGCAAAGGAAGGUUGCAGAGCAGCUUACAAUUUUUUUUGUUUUGUUUUGUUUUUUUUUACAAUUGUAUAAAGAUUUGAUUAUUCCUUUUUCCUCGUAGGGAUGUAGCUCAUUACUGAGGGGGUGUCGUUACCGUGUUGGGUGAUCUUGU
Molecule: messenger RNA, 3555 nt
Organism: Empidonax traillii (willow flycatcher)
Lineage: Eukaryota; Metazoa; Chordata; Aves; Passeriformes; Tyrannidae
Gene: MAP4K5
Product: mitogen-activated protein kinase kinase kinase kinase 5
Exons: 34
Coding region: 230-2869 (879 amino acids)
Biological process (GO): protein phosphorylation
Molecular function (GO): MAP kinase kinase kinase kinase activity; ATP binding
Source: RefSeq, a predicted model, not a curated record